UAAUGUAUGAUGUCGUCUGAGGAUUAAACGACGAGUAACAGCGGAAAAGAGAUAAGAAACACAGAACGUUGGUUCUGUCUUCUGAGAGUUCGCAAGACAUCAAUGGCGUCAGCAUUAUCUUCUCUCUCUUCCACCUCCUCUUCACUCUUGCACCACAUCUUCACCGGUAACUCUCAGGCUCCUACUCAGUUCCCCAACAAAAAUGCGCGCUUUUUCGUCCUCGCUCAAAAGAAGGCAAAGAAAACUCGAAAGAUUAUUUUGAGGGAAGAUGUGACUGAUGUGGGAAAGCAAGGGCAACUUCUCAAUGUGAGGGCUGGCUUUUACAGAAAUUACUUGCUUCCUAUGGGAAAGGCACAACUUGUUACUCCCCAGCUGCUCAAGGAAAUGAAGAUAGAAGAAGAAAGAAUUGAGGCCGAAAAAAGACGGGUAAAAGAAGAGGCUCAACAACUUGCUCUAAUUUUUGAAACUGUUGGGGCCUUCAAGGUAAAGCGUAAAGGUGGUAAAGGAAAACAAAUUUUUGGAAGUGUCACUGCUCAAGAUCUUGUUGACAUAAUCAAGGCACAGCUUCAAAGGGAGGUGGACAAGAGAAUUGUUGAUCUUCCAGAGAUCCGGGAAACAGGCGAAUAUAUUGCAGAGUUAAAGCUUCACCCAGAAGUUACAGCUAGAGUGAGGGUGAAUGUUUUUGCUAACUAAGCACUAGUAUGUUCUGAAGUUCCUAUGCUAAGUGGACAAUUUGAAGCUAGCAACUUACUUGCAUUGGUUCAAGGUGCAUAACAUCUUAUGAUGAUAAAUCUUCAGACUUUAAGCACUUGGUAGUCUUGUAAUCAUGCCCCUAGGCUCAGAUGAGAAAGGAUUCCUAAUGGUCACGUGUCCAGAAAGGGAACUGUUGCUUAUUUGAACAUAUUUGUUUUGUUCAUACCCCAUUCUUGAAUGUAAUGUACUACUUUGUUGGUGGUAAAAGAUAUUUUUUCUUUGCUCCUU
This is a messenger RNA of Cajanus cajan (pigeon pea), 981 nucleotides long. RefSeq names its product ribosomal protein L9 (gene RPL9). The record is from RefSeq and is a predicted model, not a curated record. Gene Ontology annotation, biological process: translation. Gene Ontology annotation, molecular function: structural constituent of ribosome. Gene Ontology annotation, cellular component: ribosome. Lineage: Eukaryota; Viridiplantae; Streptophyta; Magnoliopsida; Fabales; Fabaceae.